GCCAAGCAAAGUGCACGUUGCGAGAGGAAUCCUGUCAACAAAGUGACCUGGAUUUGUUGUGUUCUUUUUCUUAUUUUUCCAUUUUUUUUUUCAUUUUUUGGCAAGAAAACCAAUGACGUUGUUGCGAGAGUUUGUCUGAAAUAGAUGAAGCACGUGAUGAACACUGGGAAUAUCCAUCAUUGAGAAGUCAGCCGAAAACGUCGGCCACAUCAUUGCUUCCACUUCCUCUUGUGUUGGAAUUAACCCACAGAGAAGCAACGUUCACUGGUAGAGCAGAUUCAAUUUUCCAUUCUCUCAGGCUCAGAGAGCUCAGACACCAGUGUUGGGACUUACCGUACACUGUUGAUGCACUCACCUUUGUACCGUACCUGCUACACGUAAUGAGGCUGAGCAGUGGUUGUUAGAUGAGGCGGACAUUUUACUCUCUGUGUGUGCAGAGCCAUGGCGAACGUUCUGAGGAGUUUAUGGGGCAGGCUGAUUCUGGGCUCUGGAUUCUGUCUAGCUCUGGCAGUUGUGGGCACCAUGGGGCUCACCACCACCCAGACUGUCAUACGGGGCAAUGACAUCUCCUUCCCCUGUGAGGCUUACAACAGCAUUGCGCCCCUGGUCAUCGGGGCCACCAUCAUGGUGGAGUGGACUAAGGACUCCCUGCCGCUGGUGGAAAGCUCAGGCCCGACGGUCAGCGGCCGGGUGCGACUGGACAUGGGGACCUACGGCCUGACCAUCUCGGUGGCGGCCAUCUCGGACCAGGGCCUGUACGCCUGCCGAGCAGAGGGGGAGCCACUGAAUCCCAGCACCUCCAAUCCCCUGCUGAUCCAGACCACACAGGUCUCCCUGACCACCACAGCUGCCUCUUUUAUCUCUGAGGAGUCAAACGUUACAUUAUCAGUUGAAGAACCAGUGCCACCUGGAAAACCAGUUGCCAGGGUGACCACCAAAGAUUCCAUCGACAUCUCGUGGGCGGAGAGCAAUGGUCCAGUUCUCUCCUACCAGGUUCUAUACAGGGAGGGUUCAUCCACACCCGCACCGGGCGCAGCCCCAAUGAGGACCCCUAUCUCUCCAGGGCUGGAGACAAGCCUCCUGGUUCCCAACCUGAUGCCUUACACAGAGUAUAGCUUCUGGGUGGAGGCCAGCUACCGGGGGGGCUAUACCAAGAUGAGCGAGAUGUCUGUGCUGUGGACAGCAUCCGGAACUCCGACAGACGCCCCACAGAAUGUCGCAGCCUCGGCCACAAGCGCGACCAGCAUCCAGGUCUCAUGGAGUGCGCCCCCAAUCAGCUCACUGAAUGGGGCCCUGGUAGGGUACAGGAUCCGCCUCAGCCGCGAGGGGAAUCCUGUCACAAAGACAUCGGUCGGUCCAGGCACGAGCAAAGAAGUCCAGGGCCUGCGGCCAUACACCAACUACAGUGUGACGGUGGCGGUGUAUAACGACGCCAUGGGGGACGUGGCCAUUGGGCCCUACAGCAGCGCGGUGGUUGCUAGGACUUGGGAAGCCGCCCCCAGCGCACCCAGUGGAAUCAGUACAGUCUUCCAGAAGGACACCAGCAUCACCAUCUUCUGGGAAAAGCCAGAACACCCCAACUCGGCUGUAGUCACCUUCAAUGUCGACUUCCGAAGGGUUGGCACGCCGGACUGGGAGAGGGUUAAGACUGAGACAUUACAACAGUUUUGCUCAAGGACUGACCUCGAUGUCUACACAGAAUAUGAGUUCCGAGUCGCCGCAGUCAACUCCAUUUCAGAGGGUCCGUUUGUGACACUGACGGCAUUUACCGACGUUGCAGCUCCGGGCCCCCCAGUGAACGUCACCGUCAGGGACAUCGGCAUGGGGAGGGUCAAGGUAUCCUGGAUGGAGCCUGAGGUGUUCUACAGGAGUGUGGACAGCUACACCAUCACUUACUUGGAUGUGGGCCGAAAUGUCACCAUGAAGACUGUGGAGGUCAACAAGCUGUGGCGGAUCUUGGAGAAUCUCGAGGCCGGUGUCCAGUACGAGGUGAAAGUCCAGGCGGCCACCACCAAUCUCCAGUCCGUGCUCAAGGAAGGCCAGGCCUCCGAGUCCGUUUCCUUCACCAUCGAAAAACCAGCUGGUAACACAACGGAGUCCCCAAACACCACUGCAGCUGCUCCCAACGGCACGGAGGGCACGAGCACCCCGCCACCUGGCUCCAACCUGGGGGUGAUCAUCGGUGUGGCCGUAGGCAUGGUAUACUUUGUGGCUACGCUGAUAGUGUUGGGGAGCCUCUUCUUCAUCAGGGCACGAAGGAAGGACCGCCUAGAAUUUGAAAAGCAGGAAAAUGGCAUGCCACCUGCCUUUGCCAAGCCAGAUGAACUGGAAGAGCCCCCCAUACCAGUCGGCAAGUUUGAGGCUCAUGUGAUAGCAAACCAUGCCGACAGUGACGGUGGCUUUGCCACAGAAUAUGAGGAUAUCCAGCGCGUUAGCACCAACUACCCAGCCCUGUCAAGCAUUGAUCCCAACCUCAAAUACAAGAACCGUUACACAAACAUCGUGGCUUAUGACCACACGAGGGUGAAACUGAGCAUCUUGCCCAAUCAGCUCUUGUCAGAUUAUAUCAACGCAAACUACAUUGAUGGCUACGGCAGACAGAAGGCAUACAUUGCCGCCCAGGGGCCACUGAAGUCUACCGUCGAAGACUUUUGGCGGAUGGUAUGGGAACAGCACACCAUGGUGAUUGUCAUGAUCACCAAGCUGGAGGAGAGGGGAAGGCGAAAGUGUGAUCGCUAUUGGCCGGCUAAGGGCAUGCCCGAGCGCUACGGGGAAUUUGAAGUCACGCUAGAGACCAAAGAGAAGUACGCCAGCCACAUGGUCCGCCACUUCCUGCUGAAGCACAAACACAGGAAGGAUGCUCAAACAUUUAUGGUGGACAACAAUGAAGUAAAUGUUGUUUGGCUUCACGGCAAAGCUCCGGAGCGCAGAAUCCUCCAGUUUCACUUCACCGAUUGGCCCGACCACGGCGUACCAGCUUACACGUUACCGGUGUUGGCAUUCGUCCAGAAAUCAUCGGUAGCCAAUCCAGUCGAUGCUGGCCCCAUGGUGGUCCACUGCAGUGCUGGGGUGGGCCGGACAGGCACGUACAUCGUGAUUGACAGCAUGCUGAAGCAGAUGCAGGCUGAGAACAAGGUUAACGUCUUCGGCUUCCUGAAGCGCAUCCGGACGCAGAGGAACUACCUGGUGCAGACGGAGGAGCAGUACGUGUUCAUCCACGACGUCCUCCUGGAGUGGCUGAAGGCCGGCAAUACCACGGUGCAGGCAGCCGACCUGAGACAGUACACUGACCGGAUGACGCUACCAGACGAGCAAGGCAAGGUGCUGCUGGACGAACACUUCAAGUUCAUCGCCACGCAGAAGAUUCGUGAUUACGAGUUCUCCAAGGCCCGGCACGCCCUAAAUCGCAGCAAGAACCGGAGCAAGCUGCUGCCCAUGGAGAGGAACAGGGUCUCCAUCUCAGGCGUGGCAGGGCAGGAGGGGUCUGACUACAUCAACGCGUCAUUCAUACAGGGUUACCGUAGAAACAGGGAGUUCAUUGUCACCCAGUACCCAUUGAAGGAAACCAUGACAGAGUUUUGGCGUAUGCUGUGGGAGUGUAACUCGACAACCAUCGUCAUGUUGACGGACAAAGAGGAGGACGACAGUCCCAUCUACUGGCCCACCAACAAGGACGAAUCCCUGACCUUUGGCACCAUCAAGGUCACCCUGUGCGAGGAGGAACAUUCCAACAUGUCCUACAUCACCAGGGAGUUUCUGCUGUGCUGCUCACAGGACGAGGAUCAGCUGACGGUCAAGCAGUACCACUGCAGCUAUUGGCCAGACAGCUGCUCCCCGCUCCACACGGCCUUUGACCUCAUCUACGCACUGGAGGAGCGCAGCAACAUGCUGACUCGGGUCAACAAGGACGUGGUUGGACCAGUCACGGUGCACGACAGAUUUGGGGGGCGGCAAGCGGGCACUUUCUGUGCCCUCUCCACGUUGCAUCAGCAGAUGAUCAUGGAGAACUGUGUCGACGUCUACCAGGUGGUGAAACUCUAUGCCAACAAGAGGCCAGGAAUGUUCAGUUCCAAGGAUGAAUAUCACUUUCUGUACCGAGCACUCCAAAGUGUGUACACAGCCGAGCAACAGAUGAAGAGCCUCAAGGCGCACUCGCUGCACCGCCAUGAUUCGGAAAAGAACAAAGAUUGGCACAAGAUGCGCUACAUGACCGCCGUGCCGGACAGCGGCAACUUGCGGCAGAUGUCGGAUUCAGCCCGGAACAGCUCCUUGGACAGCGACAACUGGUACCGGGCCCGCAGCCAGACACUGGGCAGCACGGGGCCCCAGCGCAGCCAGCGCCCGUCCAAGUUCUGGCACCGCCGGACCAAGUCGGAGAAGCGUAAGACCGGCGCGGGUAACGCCAACCUGAGCAUUGCCAACGCCAACGCGCUGGGGGUUGCGCCCCCAGGGGAAGAUGACCUACCAGGACCGGAGGUCUACGACUUGGCAGAGACAGUCCGGGAUGGCCAGCCUGAGGGCAGCUUGGACUCGGAGAACCAUGCAGGCAACGGCACGCCCAGCACCGUGCCGGACACCACAGUCAUCCCGGAGAUCCACCUGAACGGUCUGGACCACCUGCAGGGUGACAAGCGCCACGAAUCAGUGCACAUAGAAGACAGCGAGACCAUCGCGCUGAUGGGGCGAUUCUCCCCCGACACCUCGCAGGAGAACAUGGAGAUGCCGGCCGACUUCCGCUUUGCCGGGAGUGGGAAUGUCAAGUCACAGAGCCGGGAGUCCCUCGGGACACACAGCAACAAGUCAGAAGAAACGCGCAUGUGACUGAUCAGGUGAACCCUCCUCACCUGACCAUAUGCUACUCUCCACCUUGGGCAAGUUCACGAACUGUAGUUUAACCACCAUUGCUUUUUAACAAUGCCCACGUGUAGUUACAUUUGAAUGUCCCUUUUCACACUUUUUUGUAAAAUCUCAUUAUUACUUACAGUUUGCUGUUACAGCUCUUGAGGCAUUUAUGGUCACUGACAUCUGGUACAAUCAUAUUCAUGUGAAUGGUUCCCUCCGUGCUGAGAAAUUAUAUUUGGGUAUUGAUAACCAGCAGUGCAACUAUUACCUUGAGCCUUGCACCAUUUGGUAUACUAGAUGGUCCAAACCAUCAAUCAUUCAAGCAGUGUUGGUCAAACUAUAGUUAAAUACAGUCGUUGCACAAACUUGCCCAUUAGAGUAGCAAUCUCUUCUGGUUGUUAGAGUUAAUAUCAAGGAUGAUUCCAUAAAAUUUUAGUUUUGUUACGGACAGAUUUUGUACAGUUUCUUCCAGGAGUCCUGUGUGUUCAGAAUCAACACUCCUUUUUGGCCAAGACGUCGAUCCCUGACUCAUGUGAAUAUCGAAAAAUUUGACUUAAACUACUGCAAAUUCGACUGGAUGACUGUCCUCAUCCUUAUACAUGAGGACAGGGUUUGCAUUGGCUUCACAACUUCCUAGAUAUCAUUGGUUGGUAAAUAACCAUGCUCUGAAAUACACAUAGACACAGAAGGUCAUACGUGUGUCUGUGCGUGAAGUAAAUAUUUGAAGUUUGAAGUUUCAGACAUGGGGAAGAGAAGUUGACAUAAUUGCUGACCCUUUAUCUGAGAAGCAGCAAUUAUCAAACUCAUGUAAAUCAGCCACCAACAUUCAAAUAAGUCAACUGUUACUCAUGCCAAUAUAUUUGUAUAUCUGAAGUGCCCUCAACAACUCAAUAAAAAUGGCUACCAUUCCCCUACAUUUUGAACUUUUCCACACAUGGACAAUAUUGUAAAUAGUGCAUAUAGGGCAACAAAUCUUGGCCACAUACCGAAUUUCAAAAACAACUGUAGAAAUUGAGUGGUAUUGAGCCUAUCAUUCCAGCUGUAUGUUGUCAAGGAGCAGUGAUUUUCCUCUUUUUGUUCUAUCAUUAAUAGAUUUGGCCUCAAUGCAAAAGCAGUGCCACUGUGAUUGGCUGCAUGCAUCUGUAGAGAGUUGGAUUCAUCACAAGUUGUGUUUGCAUAUAAAGUUCCCUGGAAGUGUUUUUGGGGAUACCUCUUACCGCCAAAGUGAUUGAUGCAAACUGCUAGUUUCCAGAGGGGUGGAUGAUAUUUCAGUUUUUAGCAACCCCCCCAAAAGUCUUUGAACAGGGUUUAGUUUUGUACCUGCAGUUCAUUUUGUAUUUUGUUUCCACCUUUUUUAACAUCAGCGCUACGAAUCGGCAACUUUGCGGCUGAUGUAAAUAUACCUUGUGAGAUUAGACUGGCAAGUGAUGAUGAAACUUUUUUUGGUUCUGAAUUUCAUUAAAGAUACCUCUUUGGUUUUUUCUGAAGAAAGUAAUUUGCCAAAUGAUUUUUGAUGACUUAUUCUUUUUUGUAGCUGCUAAUGCCUUUUUUUCAACAAUUUCUUUUAUAUUCGGGGAAAAUCGUUAUUUUUAAAAGCAUUUUUCAAAUCGAGUUUUGAAAACGUGUGAGAAAACCAGUUAAAUACGGUCAUGUUGUAUAAACUCCUACCAAGGAAGUCUAAAUACGUAUAUACAGAGGUUAAUAAAACCUAUGGUGGCCUACAAAGGCCACUAAAUUUCUUUGGAUGGAU
Acanthaster planci (crown-of-thorns starfish) is the source of this 6592-nucleotide messenger RNA. Its product is annotated as putative receptor-type tyrosine-protein phosphatase mosPTP-1. NCBI's taxonomy places the organism in Eukaryota, Metazoa, Echinodermata, Asteroidea, Valvatida, Acanthasteridae. Gene Ontology annotation, molecular function: protein binding; protein tyrosine phosphatase activity. Gene Ontology annotation, biological process: protein dephosphorylation. The record is from RefSeq and is a predicted model, not a curated record.